Messenger RNA from Carassius auratus (goldfish), 2475 nucleotides. It is a transcript of the gene syt8, whose product is annotated as synaptotagmin VIII. The transcript has 9 exons. Gene Ontology annotation, biological process: calcium ion-regulated exocytosis of neurotransmitter; synaptic vesicle endocytosis. Gene Ontology annotation, cellular component: exocytic vesicle; plasma membrane; dense core granule. Gene Ontology annotation, molecular function: calcium-dependent phospholipid binding; calcium ion binding; clathrin binding. The record is from RefSeq and is a predicted model, not a curated record. The coding region runs from base 311 to 1504 and encodes 397 amino acids. Lineage: Eukaryota; Metazoa; Chordata; Actinopteri; Cypriniformes; Cyprinidae.
UGUUGGAAAUACUGAAUUGUACUGUAUUAAUGGAACUGAGAUAAACAACAGUCUCUUGUCUCACCGAAUGAUUAAAGCCUCAAUGGUUAGUAAAUGGCACAUUCCAGUGGCUCUUUCCUGAGCUGAUGCAGUUUCUGCAGUGGGCAGUGACUUCCUUCCCCUCUCUGUGGCUCUGCAUACAGUGAACGGUUUAGGAAUGUGUUCAUAUUAUUCAGAAUAUUAUUCUUUAUGUUUUAAACUACAACUGAGGAGACACUAUUCCAAAGGAUUUAAUUUUACACCAUGACCCACUGGCCUCAUCCAUUUCACCAUGACACCAAGACCAACAUUAAAACCAACUGAAACACUUCACACCAACACCACAACAGCUGCUCCAGGCUUCCUGCCCUCUCUCCUGGACAGGAUUCCUUUGCCAAGAUGGGCCAUCUACGCUAUAUUUGCUGCCGUCAUCCUGCUCAUUCUCAUCUGUGUGAUAUGCUGCUGUGUGAAAUGCUGCUGCAAAGGGAAAAAGAAGAGGAAGAAGAAGUUGGACCAGAAGAUCAGUAUGAAAGGGAUAUCAGGAUCUACAACCACAGCUCUGGUCCAGCCUGAGACGGAGGGUGGGGAGUAUGGAUCAGCUAAGCAGCAGAGAGGAAAACUGCAGUACUCACUGGAGUUCAACACAUCCAGAUCAGAGCUGACUGUAGGGAUAAAAGAAGCUGCUGCUUUGAAAGCGAUGGACUCAGGAGGGACAUCUGACCCUUAUGUGAAAGUCUACAUCCUUCCCAGCAAGUUCAAAACAUAUGAGACCAAAGUCUUCAGGAAAACCCUAAACCCAGUGUUCAAUGAAAAUUUCAAAUAUCAGAUCCCUCAGAAGGAGCUGACCGAGUCGAUACUGGUGAUGCAAGUCUAUGACUUUAACAGAUUCUCCAAACACGACAUCAUCGGCGAGAUCAGACUCAGUCUGUCCACAGUGGACUGGAAUCAUGUGAUCGAGGAGUGGAGAGAGCUGAGCGAAGCUUCCAAACAUGAGCAAGAGCAUCUGGGAGAGAUCUGCUUUUCUCUUCGUUAUGUCCCGGCUAGUAGUAAACUCACUGUGAUCAUCCUGGAAGCCAAGAACCUGAAGAGGAUGGACCAUGGUGGCUCUUCAGACCCUUAUGUGAAAGUCCAAUUGAUUCUGGAUAAGAAAAAGUGGAAGAAGAAGAAAACAUCAGUGAAGAAGCAGACACUGAAUCCAUACUUUAAUGAAUCAUUCACUUUUGAGGUGUCAUUUGAACAGAUUCAGAAAGUCCAGCUGGUCAUCUCUGUGUGGGAUCAUGACAAAAUGAGCAGAAAUGAUGCGAUUGGCAAGAUCUAUCUGAGCUGUGAUGCUACAGGAAACCAGCUGCGUCAUUGGGCGGAUAUGCUGUCCAACCCACGCAAGCCUGUGGCUCAGUGGCACACGUUACUCUCCUCUGAACAGGUGGACUCAACGCUGGCCUUAAAACACACGCUAAAGAUCCCAUUCACAAACAAAGCCUUCUGAAAAACCUCCAUUCUCAUUCUUUGUAACAAUGUACACAAGAAUUUCAUUAAGUUAAAGGAGUGUAAUGCUCAGACAAUAGUAAAGACCAAUGAAAAGAUAUCUGAUUUCUUGCCAUUCUUUUUGGUUUAUUUAUAACAAUACAUAAACAUUUCAUUACUCUCUAUUAUGUUGUCUUCUACAUCAUUUUUAGCGAAUAACAAGUCCAAUAUAUUUUAGUCAAACAUAUGAAAGCGAAUCUGUUUUUAAGAAAUGGUCUUCUUAAGAAAAGCUUAUUAUUUGUAGAUAAAUGCUGCUGUUAGCCAUGUUUUAAAAUCAGAUAUAAUGAUACAUCUAUUUUAUUUGCUGUAUUUAGCAUAAAUUUAUUUGUAAGAUUCGUGUAAUGCUGUCACAUCCCCCUAAUUUUGUAUUAAAUGAUCUAUUACUUCCUUAUAUAUGUAUUAAUUAGCCACUAUUCACUAUUUAGAGAAAUGUAUACUUAAUGUCACAGUUUUGUUGUUUAUAUAAUUGAUGCAAAACCUUCUCAUGUUUGGAAGUUUGGGAUAAAAUGAUGAUACGUUCAGUGCUCGGGUUUUGAUACUGCAGAUGCGAGACAGUUGUUUGAGGUUUGGUGAGUUCACACACACACACACACACACACACACACACACACACACACACACACACACACACACACACACACACACACACACACACACGCUGAUUUCUCUUGUGACUACAGUAGGCACUAGAUAAGGGUGUGAAUAUCAGGCUUUCAGCACACAUGUAGGCAAAUUACAGCGUUAUAAUGAGGUUUCUUCCUUUAGCAUUUCCAAGAAUGUUUUAAUUAAGCGUGCUUGAAAUUUAUGUCAUCAACAAGCACACUGGACAAUUGUCGUGCACCUUUUGUACCUUCUUCAAGGUGUCCUUUGAUUUAUAAAUGUAACCUGGAGCACAAAAGCAGUCUUAAGCAGUUGCUGGGGUAUAUUUGUAGC